UAUAUGUAAAUUAAUGUACACUGCAUUGUUAAUCUAAUUUACAUUCCUCGUUUGCACUUACAUUUGUAUUUGAUUGUUCGUUCACGUAUAUUAUUAUGCAAUUAUUUAUUUUAUGUAUUCAGAAACAUUGAAAAUAAGUUAUCAAAUAAAUUAUUACUUCACGUAAAACCGUUUUAUUUUUUUCUAUCAGAUUACCUUGUUUGACACACAUUGCACUCCUGAAUCAUAAUGUCUUAUAAAUUGGCAAAGAACUUUUUGUUUAAGUUCCUGCAUAAAAACAAAUAAACGCGAGUGCCUUAUUUUUUCAAGAUACUCGAAUCAUUGACAAUAAUGAAGCCGACACAUACACUUUGCAUGACAGACAGAACUAUUUUUAGAAAAUAAUUGUUGCCGGUUCCUCUUAAUGUUCUCGCCACGGAAAUUUAUAUACAUGCCUUCUAUGCGUGUAAUUUAACAUUCUGCGCGUGAUAACAUUUGACCUUGUUUUGACCGUAUCUCAACGAUUAAUAAAACUUAAAAAAUUGACAUAAUUAAUCUUAAAACAUAUGUAACGUUAUUUUCAAGAUGAGUUCGAUUCUUGAUUACACCAUGAAUCACAUAUUAUCAAUAAUAAUAUUAUCGCCUUAGUUAUUUCAAACAUUAUUGUAUAUACAUAUACUUAAAUUAUAAAUUUUGAAUUUUCAUAAUAUUGAUAAGUAGACAAUCUGAUAAAAAGUUACUGAUUCUUUUUCGGAAUAAACGAUGAUUUCAUCUCGAUCUUAAACUUAAUUUCAUCGAUUGACCGUCUUUAACGAUUUUUCGAUGAUCGUUAAAGCGAUGGUGUUUUAAAACGCCAGCUCUGGAAACUUCAGUAAGUCCCAACCAUUAAGAGAUUUGGCGAGAAAGAAGAAAAUGAACACUCAAGCGUUUAGCCUGGCAGAGAGGCUGAUUCCGUCGACAUACGUUCAACAGGGAUUAAAUUCGAAGAAGGCACGCGAAAAUCUCAUAAGACACUUUAUCGAGCACCGAAAAUGGCCAGAAGAAGGAUGGGACGACGCAACGAUAGAGGCAUUUUUAUCAGAUUUAUCUCAGAUGGACAGCAACAAUUUUCCAUCAAAUUGCAGCGUGGGAGAACGCGAGGCAAGAAUAGUAUCCAAUAUUGUGGCACGAAGACAUUUCCGGAUGGGUCAUGGUAUAGGCAGAUCUGGCGACCUGGAAGAGGUCCAGCCAAAGGCUGCUGGAAGUAGUCUUAUGUAUAAAUUAACAAACGCCUUGGUGCUAGACGUAAUCCGCUAUAUGGGAGUAAAGAGCAUAGCAGGAUGUUUUGUUUCCCCAAUGGCGACCGGGAUGAGUCUGGUUCUCUGUAUGUUGACAUUGAAACAAGACAGACCAAGAGCAAAGUAUGUUCUGUGGCCAAGAAUCGAUCAGAAAUCAAGUUUUAAAUCAAUAAUCACAGCUGGUUUGGAGCCUGUGGUAAUAGAGAUGCAGAUAGUUGGUGAUGAGCUGAAAACUGAUAUGCAGAGGCUGGAGGCUCAGAUGGCUGCGUUAGGUGAAAGCGUAGCAUGUGUCCUUACAACAACAAGUUGCUUCGCACCAAGAGCUUGUGAUUCUGUAGACGCCAUAGCAUCUCUUUGUACUCAGUAUAACAUUCCACACUUGGUAAAUAAUGCCUAUGGAUUGCAGAGUACAAGGUGUAUGCAUCUCAUCCAAGAAGCCUCAAGAAAGGGACGUGUAGAUGCCUUUGUACAGAGUACAGAUAAGAACUUUCUAGUUCCUGUCGGUGGUGCUGUAAUUGGUUCAUUCGACAAGAGUUUACUUGAUAGAAUCUCAAAGAUGUAUCCAGGUCGAGCUAAUGCCAGUUCCACAAUGGAUGUCAUGAUUACAUUGCUCAGUCUUGGCAUGGCUGGUUAUAAGCAGUUAAUUGUACAACGCAAGGAGACCUAUUCGUACCUGAAGGAGGAACUUGGUAAACUAGCAGCCAGACACGGAGAAAGACUUUUAGAUACCAAAGGCAAUCCAAUUUCCAUGGGUAUGACACUACAGUGUCUGAGUCAUCAGCAUGAUAAUAAACAAGUGACAAUGCUGGGUUCUAUGUUAUUUCUCAGGAGUGUCAGUGGCACCAGGGUUAUCACAACAACAGAUUCUAAGCACAUUGUUUCGCACAAGUUUGAAGGUUGGGGUGCGCAUAACAGUAAUUAUCCAGUCCCCUAUCUGACGGCUGCUGCAGCUUUGGGCAUGAAGAGAUCAGACGUUGACGCUUUUGUUCAAAGAUUGGAUAAAACCCUGACGAAGGUUAGACGACGUUCCGCACCCGUUACACCAACGGCAUCCUUAGCUGGUUCCAGUAUCAAUGGGGAUGCCGGUGGUACCGGAGGUCCAGGAGAGUCAAGUACUGCAUCUACCAGCCGAGCAAGCAGUAAAGACAGCCUCCGGAAAUGAACCGUAAUCAGCGCAACUGGCCAGUCCAACCAGCACAUUAAUAUAAAUUUGUAAGUGUUCAGUCACUACGAAUAAUCGACGUCGCGUACCCCUGAAUUCAAUUCUCAUUAUAUAAUUUGAAAACAUCAGUAUCGAAACAAUGAAUUAUUAAACAGCCACUUUCUAGCUUUUGUAAUUAAGAUAACCAGUGUAAAGUGAAACUAAGUUUAUUAAGAUAACGUACAUUUGGAAUUACUUCUUUCUAAGGCUUUAAAGAAUUGUUAUCAAUAAUAUACUUUGUUUAAUAACAACGAAUAACGAACAGGGGUACAUAACGUUUGAAUGUGCUGAUUAGUCUGCCAGCUUGCGUUGAGAUAUUAACAAUUUAUCACAAGUGAGCAAAAAAGAUGGAGGGAUCUCAAAUUAAUCGUUCUGAUAACUGGUUGUUUCUCGAAGGAUCGAAUUUAAAAACAGGAGAGGGAAGAGAAUCAGUAACAAUGAAUCUCGUCUGUAUCCGAUAAUUGAUUAUCAUAAGAAUCCCAUCUCUGUCAAUUCCAUACGUGGAUCAGAUCCAGCGUCCAUUUUUCAGUCGGUGAAUUUCUAAGCAAUAUUUGCUGCUCUAAGUUUAAUCUAAGACAUUGUCAAGGCGACACAAUCAACGACGAAAUCGAAUCGUUCUCACGGUUACAGUCCAUUAAGUUCCAGAGCUUCGAUUAGAAUUCUCUGCAUCUGAGAAAUUGUUAAAUAUUCUCUUAUCACAUAAAAGAAACAAGUCAUAAAGCCUCAUCGUCUUUCUCAAAGCUCUGAACUGGACUGUAUCUGAUGAUUUAUCUCCAAGGGAAUGUUAUCUUCUUCAAGAACGAUUCAAUGGCGUCCACAAAGUUUCUACUGCUUAGUCAAGUGGCGUGGAAAGAAGGGGAGGGCUGCCAAUUUAGCAAAGUAAAGCAGGGGAAUGGGUAUUAGGUUUUGGAUUGGGGUAUCAUUCGGGGGCAGGAGGUUAUUUAGAGGUAAUACUCUGCGGUGCAAGAUAAUAACGCAUGACUUUAAAUUGGGAACAUCCGAGAGAAUCAAUACGGUUAAAAUAAAAGAUUUCUAUAUGGGCAAAGAAGCCUUGCGAGUAGAUGAACUCUCGUUGGAUGCUCCCAAGCUUCGUCUCAUAUUAGAAGAAUAGAAGUGAUUAACGAUUAGACGAUGAAAUGAAUGCAAAGACACGCAAGAUAAAUUUCACUUUAGGAACUGCAUGGAUGGUAAAUUCCUUAGCAAUGAUUUUAUUAUUAGAUAAUCGACACUUUACCUUCGAUACGCAAUCGUCUUAUGAAAUAAAUACACACGCAGUACACACGAGAUACUAUAAAAGUGUAGAGAGUGUAUCAUAUAUAUUUGCAAGAAUCAUAGCAAUCGAGCGAUACCCGUAGCUGCGGAUGAGAUUGGAUACUAUUAAUUAGAUGAAAAUUUUAAUAACACAGCAUCCACAGUUAAUAACCAGACAUGUUUUCCUAUUGCGGAAUCGAACGGCCGUUAUUGGGGAUAACUCUUGUGAAUGAGAUAAAUAAUUUUUCAUUUUAUUUUAGCCAUUUCCCAAUGAGGUAUCCUUAGGGGUCACUAAUUCUUAGGGAUUACAUAUUAUCGUGAGUUUAGAUGUAAUUAAUUCAAUUGUAUGCAUCUGACACAUUAUUAUGUAGAUUUAGAAGAGGAUACACUAGAGGACGCGCGGUCGGGUGUACGAUUCAAAAUUUAUAGAAACAUUUGAUGAGAAUCGGGGAUAUAGAGAAUUAAGAUGAAAGAUUCGUUUAAUUGAUCCUCGACUAAGGCGGACCGAUCUAGUUAUUGAAUUUGUUAUUAACUCAACGAUAACAUAGAAUUAUACACAUUGUUAGAGAUCGAUGCUAAUCGUGUUUACGGGAAUACUCAAAUGGCGACGUCGACUCUGAGUCACAUAGAAGAGAUAUUCGAUUUUGAAAAUUCAUUAUCUCAAAACUUAAGAUAAAUCCAAAAUAGGCACAUACACAGGUUAUUCGGCAGCAUUGACGUACAUGAAAUAGGAAGGUUGCGUUUUUACAAAGUUCAUAUGAAAUCACAAAUUUUCAUGAGUGAAUAUCAUUUCGAAAAUAAUCUGAGUGACCAAAUGGCAGAGUUGACGUCGCGCAGAAAUCUCACGUACUGUAACGUUAAGAUAUGAUAUAAUAAUAAUAAUAUUAUUACACCGAUAACGAGGCUACGACAUUAUUUAUUAAAAAUGAAAAUAUUACAUAGUAUGUACUAUAUAAUAUGAGAGACUUUAGAUAAACGUAAUAACAAAUGGUAUCGUAACGGACAUAGAUACCAGCGACAUUCCUAUGUAAAUAAAGUUUUUUCUUUAUCGAUUUAUUCCCAAUUAUUACUCGAUUCGUCAAAAAGGAAGAGAGGAAAGGAGAAGAAGGGAAAGAGAGUGAGAGAAAAGAGCACUGCUUUUAAAACGCACGUAGUUUUCAUUAAUACAUAUGUCAUACGCCUGUUACGCGUUACAUACAACGAUUUUAAUCGACCUAAUUUAGUAAAAUUAUAAAGCACCGUAAAUUAAUUUUGGCACUUGAGUAUUCAUGUUGAUCAUUGUUAAUUUUUCAGAUAAUUUUGAAAAAAAAAUUACCUUUAAGAAAAAUCUAUUGCGAGUUUCGUUCUCGUAAAAUCGAAAAUGAUGACAAUUUCAUGCGAAUCUUAUAAGAGCGCGAAACCAAUUGCCGAUUACUGUAUAUAAAUAUACGUGCGAUUGUUUUAACGAAAUUUUUAGAGGUAUAUUUACAUUGUAAGGCCUUAGAAUUAUUACGAGUCCAUGCAAAUACGCGUAAGCGCGUACGACCUACGACGCAUGUGAAAUGGAUGCGAGGACAUGAUGGACUUCAUACAUACAUAUAUAUAUAUAUAUAUAUUCAAUCAUCACAUAGGAGUAAAGCUCUAUGGAUUGGAAUAAUUUUUUUUUAAUUAAUAAAAGGAAAAAGGCAAUGUACUUUGCAUACGACGAUCUCUACGUAACGUAUAAGGCAGCUCACUCACGGCACACGUGUUAAUCAACCAAAUUUAAUUAGUUAGGAAUUAAUAUAUUAUCUGAGUUAAACGUUAAAUCAUGUGAGUUCUUCCCCAGAUAUGAUUACUGUGUAAUAGCGAACGCUUUAUUUGUAACAUACACACUAUUGGAUAAUUAAAUAUAAAAAAUGUUAAAUAGAA
Messenger RNA from Cephus cinctus (wheat stem sawfly), 5598 nucleotides. It is a transcript of the gene SecS, whose product is annotated as O-phosphoseryl-tRNA(Sec) selenium transferase. Lineage: Eukaryota; Metazoa; Arthropoda; Insecta; Hymenoptera; Cephidae. The transcript is spliced from 5 exons. Gene Ontology annotation, molecular function: tRNA binding; O-phosphoseryl-tRNA(Sec) selenium transferase activity. The record is from RefSeq and is a predicted model, not a curated record. The coding region runs from base 892 to 2418 and encodes 508 amino acids. Gene Ontology annotation, biological process: conversion of seryl-tRNAsec to selenocys-tRNAsec; selenocysteine incorporation.